AUGGACCGAGCCAGCACCAGCGCCGGCACUGAGGUCUCCCAGGUGGAUCGCUCCAAGCUGCACAAGUACAAGCGUGGCUCCAUUCUUCGCAUUCAUCUAACCAACUUUAUGAUUUACGAGAACAUCACCUUUACACCGGGGCCCUUUCUCAACCUCAUCCUGGGACCGAAUGGAUCUGGCAAGUCGGCUUUCGUUUGCUCCAUCAUCAUGGGCUGCGGUGGCGAUCCAGCCGUUACCGGCCGCUCGAGUAGCCUGAUCGAUUACAUCCGUUAUGGCAGUCAAACGGCUUCGAUUGUCAUCGAGUUUUACUCUGGAGAUGUCAACGAGGAAAACAUCAUCAUUGAGCGUCAACUUCGCAGUGUUCAAAAGAAUGGCAAAACGGAGUGCCAAAGCAGUUGGAAGUUGAAUGGCCGAACUGCGCAGCGAAAGGAUGUCCUCGACUUCAUCACCAGUCUGCACGUCGAGAUCAACAACUUGUGCCAGGUGCUACCACAGGAGCGAGUGGUCGAGUUUUCCAAACUUUCACCUAAAGAGCUUCUUGUUUCGACUGAAAAGUCCAUCGGCGAUUCCAAUCUGUACUCAAAUCACAUGCGUUUGAUAACUCUCAGUAAUGAAGCGGCUGAUCUGGCAGUCAAAAUUAAGAACUGUCACGGCUUCAUUAUGAAGUUCAACAACCACAAGACCACCAUUGAGCCUGACAUGAAGCUGCUUAAACAGAGGAAGAAGUUUGAGAGAGAAAUCGGUUGGCUGGAGAAGAAGAAAAUUUAUCUCCAGUUUCAAGCGAAACAUGAGCAGUACGAGGAAAUUAGGAAAACUUUUUACCAGAAGAAAAAAGAGUUUGAAACUGCUACUAAUCGUCUGAAGCCAGUUAAAAAGCGCAUUGAAAAUUGUAUUGCUCUUUCUGGUAAACUGCAUAGCAGAAAGUCCAAAUCAGCUGCUUUCAUGAAACUAUCAAGUGAUAAAGUUAGUAAGUGUACCAAAAUCAUCAGCGACAUUGAUCGUGCAAUUGCCAAAGAGAUUGAUGACUAUAACGAAAUUGAGAACAACAAAAAGAAAAAUAAAGAGAAGCUGGCAAAGUUGGAGAUCAACAAGCGCAACUUUGAAAGUGAGCUGCAAAUGGCCGACGACGACACUCAAGAGUCUCACUUUGAAGAAAAGUUGAAAGAGAUCGACGAGGAAAUUAGGAAAAUCGAGUGGGAGCUUCAACAAGUAGAAACCAAAACAGACGGCCAAAAGCACCGACUGGGGCAGUUGCAGCAUGAGAAGGAGCGCUGUGAACGACAGAAGCGUCAACUGGGCGACCUGUUCAACCUGCGCCUGCAGAAGAUAGUCCACCAUGAGAAGGACAACUCGACGCAGAAGGCCUGUCAGUGGCUGGAGAACAAUGCGGGCGCUUUCAGCGGCGCCGUCUACCCGCCGGUGAUCACCCACAUCAACGUGAGCCGACCCGAGUACGUGAAGUACGUCGAGAUGGCCAUCGGCGGCAUCGACCUGAGCACCUUUCUCUUCGAGAAUCGCGAGGACCUGCAGCUGUUCUGCGAGAAGCUCGAGGCCGACUGCCAGGUGCGCGUCAACGUGGCCAUGCUGCCCCGUGACAUGACCAUUGAGGACUGCGCCCGGGACUUUAGCCUCGACCGCUACCGGCAGUUUGGCAUCUUCGCCUCGGUCCGCGAUCUCUUCACUGCGCCUGAUCCGGUGAUGAUCUACCUCUGCAAGUCGUACCACCUCCACCGAAUUCCCGUCGGAAACCACGAGACGGAGAACCAAAUUCAGGAGCUGAUGGAUCAUUCGGACUUUCGACGGAUUUUCACCUCGCAAAGCAUGUACAUCAUCGUCGUGUCGCGCUAUGACAACGCCAAGACCACUAAGAUUAACGCGCUUCGACAGGAGCGAUUCCUCAAUGUGAUUAUCAACCAGGCGGAGAUGGAUCAAGUGAACUCGAAGCUGUCUGAGUUUGCCAAGGAGAUGCACUUUCUGGAGAAUCAAAUUGAAGAGGACAAGUUGAAGAUUGAGAAGAUUACUGAAACGCGACGGAUGAAGCGCGAUGUCAGGUCGACAUUCGAAAAUAGAAAAACGGCUAUUGAGCUGAUGAAGCGGCGUCUCGAGUCGGUAGUUGCGCAGAUUGAGGAUACCAAACAGCGCCUCUCGGAAAUGGAUGACAGCAAGGGCCAAGUGACCGCCAAGCUGGACUCCUUUCACAAGCAACAGAUGAAGACGAUGGCCGAACUUUCUGACAUUGUGAAGGCCUGCGUUGAGCACACCAAGGCGGAGGCGGUUUUUACCGCGAAAAUUAACUUUAUCAAGAAAGUCCGCGCUACAUACACUUCACAAAAGGCCGAACUAGAAGAGGAGACAAAGUACCUGCAGAGUCAGCUGCUGGAGCUUUCGGCGGAAGUUAAAAAGGUGCGAGACGCUGUGAAGAAGGCGAAUGAAGAGGUAACAGCUGCCUGCGGAGCUGAUGUCACCGACCCCGUGAAAGGCCCAGAUAUCUUGGAGAAGUUUGCCACUCUGCCGAAUGAUGAGGAGGAAAUUGAGAAUGUCGAGUCGGUGCUACGCCUGCGAUGCCAGGGCAUCGCCAACAUUGACGAGUCCAUCCUGGAGGAGUACCAGAAGUACCAGCGCGACAUUGCCAUCAAGAACGAGGAGCUGGCCAAGCUGGAGGCGGAUGCGGCCAAUGUGGAGAAGGAGAUUCAGACCAUUCGGCCGCGUUGGGUGAACGCCCUCAAGGAUCUCAUCGGAAAGAUUGACAACAACUUUGGCGAAUUUAUGCAGACCAUGCAGUACUCGGGCGAGGUGUACCUCUACGAGGGAGAGAAAGAG
Molecule: messenger RNA, 2820 nt
Organism: Rhagoletis zephyria (snowberry fruit fly)
Lineage: Eukaryota; Metazoa; Arthropoda; Insecta; Diptera; Tephritidae
Source: RefSeq, a predicted model, not a curated record